AUGGUUUCUAAAUUCAGGUGCCCUGGGCCUCUGCAACCGGCCUACUCGGCGGGGUGGGCCUUGAGGGCCCUGGACCUCGGCGGCUACCGGGCUGUGGGCCGCCUGGUCCUCUCCGCGUGUGGGCGAUUUGGGCUUUGUUUCGGCCUGGGCCUUUGUGAUCAGUCUGUGGUCAGGUUGGGCCUCUCGGCAGGCUUUGGCCUCAGUGGGCGUUCCGCAGGGGGCCGAGGCACUCGCCGGCACUGUGCGGGGAUUGGGAGCCGCAUGCAGGAAAAUAAAAAAUAUUUCAAGCGUAGUGAACUUGCAAAAAAAGAAGAGGAGGCAUAUUUUGAAAGAUGUGGCUACAAGAUACAGCCAAAAGAAGAGGACCAGAAACCUUUAACUUCAUCAAAUCCAGUAUUAGAACUUGAACUAGCAGAGGAAAAAUUACCCAUGACUCUCUCUAGGCAAGAGGUUAUCAGGAGAUUGAGAGAAAGAGGAGAACCAAUCAGGUUAUUUGGAGAAACUGAUUAUGAUGCUUUCCAACGUUUAAGAAAGAUAGAGAUCCUUACACCAGAAGUUAACAAGGGAUUGAGGAAUGAUUUGAAAGCAGCUUUGGAUAAGAUUGAUCAGCAGUACCUCAAUGAAAUUGUAGGUGGUCAAGAACCUGGAGAGGAAGACACACAGAAUGAUUUGAAAGUUCAUGAAGAAAACACCACUAUUGAAGAACUGGAGGCAUUGGGAGAGUCUUUAGGAAAAGGUGAUGACCACAAAGACAUGGAUAUCAUUACUAAAUUCCUCAAGUUUCUUCUUGGAGUUUGGGCUAAAGAAUUGAAUGCCAGAGAAGAUUAUGUGAAACGAAGUGUACAGGGUAAACUGAACAGUGCUACUCAAAAACAGACUGAGUCAUACCUCAGACCACUUUUCAGAAAGUUACGGAAAAGGAAUCUUCCUGCUGAUAUUAAGGAAUCAAUAACAGAUAUUAUUAAAUUCAUGCUACAGAGAGAAUAUGUGAAGGCUAAUGAUGCCUAUUUGCAGAUGGCCAUUGGAAAUGCCCCUUGGCCCAUUGGUGUCACUAUGGUUGGUAUCCAUGCCAGAACUGGUAGAGAAAAGAUUUUUUCCAAGCAUGUCGCACAUGUUUUAAAUGAUGAAACACAGCGGAAAUAUAUUCAGGGAUUGAAGAGGCUCAUGACCAUUUGCCAGAAGCACUUUCCCACUGAUCCAUCAAAAUGUGUGGAGUACAAUGCCCUGUGA
This is a messenger RNA of Chrysochloris asiatica (Cape golden mole), 1230 nucleotides long. It is a transcript of the gene PRPF18, whose product is annotated as pre-mRNA processing factor 18. The transcript is spliced from 12 exons. The record is from RefSeq and is a predicted model, not a curated record. Bases 1 to 1230 code for a protein of 409 amino acids. Gene Ontology annotation, cellular component: U4/U6 x U5 tri-snRNP complex; U5 snRNP; U2-type post-spliceosomal complex. Gene Ontology annotation, biological process: RNA splicing; generation of catalytic spliceosome for second transesterification step. Lineage: Eukaryota; Metazoa; Chordata; Mammalia; Afrosoricida; Chrysochloridae.